This is a messenger RNA of Triticum urartu, 2248 nucleotides long. Lineage: Eukaryota; Viridiplantae; Streptophyta; Magnoliopsida; Poales; Poaceae. The record is from RefSeq and is a predicted model, not a curated record.
CCCACCUCUGACCGUGGAGGCUUUGUGCUUCAUGCCCCCCCCCCCCCCCUCCCCCACCCCAAUUCAUUUCUUUUUCUGUAUGAUACAUUUGCUAUUUUAAGUUAUUCAUUUGUUGUUUCUGUUGAUAUCUAUUUUGCAGGGAUUUCGAGGUGUCACUGGUUAGGGUUUUCUCUGCUUCCUGUGAGGUGUGCUAGGGGAGGCUUUAGUUUUCGCAAGGGUUUAUGUCCCAAGGUCUUGAAGAUAUCAACAGUGACAAGAGCCCAGCUUCGAGUUCCUUUUGUUCCAUCGGACAUCGUGGUGUUCUGUGUAGUCCCCACUAACACUCCUGGUGGUGAUGCUAGUGGAUCUGGUGGUGAUGCUGGUGCUGCUGCGGCUUCCUGCUCUGUUUGAAGUGUCACAGUGUCCUUUUCCAAUCUUUGAAGAUAAGUUGGAAUUCAAGGUAGAAAAUAUUUUGUGGAACGCCACUUCCUAUAGGAAGGGUGAUAGGCUUCCCAAAAUUCAUUCAUCUAUAGAAAAACGUAAUGGCCUUGGGUUCGAGUCCUCCACCGUUCCGACUUUGAUGAAGUACCUGAAGUUGUUUAUGUUGUCCUUGAUGAGGAAUGCUUCAGGAGGAUGGAGAUGUUCCAAGAGUACCCACAAAUUUGCAUCAAGACACCCCCGUCCCUCCCGUCCCCCGCGUCGCCUCUGGGCGGCUCAGGCGGAGCCCAGCACCGUCGGCGCCUCCUCCCACCCCGCCCUCUCACCUCGCCGCCGCCGAAUGACGCGGCCGGGCUAAGCCCGCGCAGCGGACGGCGGCAGCGAGGCUCUCCUGGCCCGCAGCGGCGCGGGCAGCUCUGGAUCUCGGGUGGCGGCCCGGUCUUCGCGGCGGUUGUCAGCUGUGGAGGCCGCAUGGGUGGCACGGCGGCGGGGCCUGGUGGUGCUCCUGCCUCUCCCUUGGCGGCGCUCGGCUUCGGGGGCGUGGUGCUCCAGAUCUCGGCGCUUCCAGUUGGGUCUCUGUUUCUACUCGGCUGGGCGGCGCGGGAGCCUCGGUGAUGCUUCGAUGGCCGGCGGGGAGGCUGGCGGACGCUGGAUCUGGCCGGGCGUGGCUGGAUCCGGACGUUCUUCGGGGGUUUUCUGCUGCAGCUUGUUCGUUGUCUCCGCGUGGUGCGGUUCCUGCGGCGUGGUGGCGGUGACCUCCUGCCCCCAGGCCUGGUGAGGGCGACGGUGUGAGGUCGGCCCGAUGGCGGUGAUGGUGGUGUGCGUCCAGGGCCCGGCUGCCCGCUGCUGCUGGUCGGGCGGGCGCGCAGGACGGCCUUGGCAGGGGCGGGCACUGACGGGAGGCUCCCCUCGGUGCUCUGCGGUGCUGGUUUGGUGGAGGUUUGAUGGAGGUCUGUGGCUGGCCGGUACGGGCUGGUGGUGGUCGAGCAUCUCAGGGAGAAAUCCUUCUUCCGGCCUUUGCCGGAGCUGGCGACGGCGGCGCCUGCGGGCGUCGCGCUUUUUCUUGGAAGCGUCGCUGAUGUAUGGUGCUCCACCCCUCACCCCGCGGCCUUGGCUCCGGAGGGAAACCUCUUGAUCCGAUCGGGCGAUGAAGGCGUUUUCACGUCUUCUUCCUCCUUGGGGGCAUCGUCUUGGAGCCGGCUACAACCUGAGACCGGUGGAUGGCGGCAUCUUCGCCGCAUGGAAGGGCGGCAUCUUCGCCGCGUAGGAUGGUGGCAUCUUCGCCGCUUGGGAAGGGUGGCAUCUUCGCCGCGUGGUUUGCUGAGGCAGCCGUUUCGGGGGCGUCGAUUUCUGUUUGGCAACAAUGAUGGCGUCAAGAGGAGCUUGGGUCGCAGCUCGGGCUUUGGUAGUCGGAUCUUCCCGGCGUGCCCGAUGUGCUCUUUAGGGCACAGUCGGCGCAAGUUCUGCAUAUUUCCCUUGUGAGGCUCGUCGUCAAAGUCGGAGUUGUCAGUUGUUGGCGCGUGUGGCCAUCUGUUGGCAUGUGUCAUCAUUGCUCUGUGUAGCUGUUUGUGGGGGCGGCUUCGUUGGUGGAGCUCUAUGGUGAAGUCGGAGUCGCCCGUUCGGAGGUAACCAGUGAUGACAAUGACGCUUGCGACUACUCGGCGGAUGUCUUUUCUUCUUUGCAGCUCAUGUUUCAUGUCGGUGGCUAGGUUGGCCGGUGGUGCCCAUGUUAUAUGGGUUGGGUUGUAUCGGUUUUAACCCGGUUUUCCGUCAAUUAACCGGGCAAUUCUCACUUCUUCUUAAUUAAUGAAAAUAGCAAGUCUUUUGUCUC